Molecule: messenger RNA, 985 nt
Organism: Tribolium madens (black flour beetle)
Lineage: Eukaryota; Metazoa; Arthropoda; Insecta; Coleoptera; Tenebrionidae
Product: glycine N-methyltransferase-like
Exons: 6
Coding region: 52-957 (301 amino acids)
Biological process (GO): one-carbon metabolic process; protein homotetramerization; S-adenosylmethionine metabolic process
Cellular component (GO): cytosol
Molecular function (GO): glycine binding; glycine N-methyltransferase activity; identical protein binding
Source: RefSeq, a predicted model, not a curated record
UCCACUCUGUGUUUCUUUCAAGUUUAGUGAACUUUCAUUAAUUUUACGAAAAUGACCGGAAUUGAAUUCAAGACCAGCCCUUCCAGAACUGGAGUAAUCAUCAAGGGAGUCAACGACCAAUAUGCGGAUGGUAAAAUGGCCAAAGUGUACAAGGCUUUCAUCGGAGAUGAAAAUGCAAGAACCGAAAAUUACAAAAGAUUUUUGAUCGAUUUAUUGAGGAAAAAAGGAUGCAAACGUAUUCUGGAUGUCGCUUGUGGAACUGGAAUUGACUCAAUCAUGCUUUUGGAGGAAGGAUUUGAUGUUGUUUCAACUGAUGGUUCUGAUAAGAUGUUGAAAUAUGCUUACGAACAAAGGUGGGAGAGAAGAAGGGAGCCAGCUUUCGAAAAUUGGAUUAUUAGGGAAGCCAAUUGGUUGGAAGUUUAUGACACGGUUGAGGAUCUUGUUGGAGAUGGUUUCGAUGCUGUAAUCUGCUUUGGUAGUUCAUUUGCCCAUCUUCUGGAUUCUUACGGCGACCAACGCGAGCAAAAACAAGCCAUAAGAAACUUUGAGAAAUGUCUAAAACGUGGCGGAUUGCUCCUUAUUGACCACAGAAAUUACGAAAAACUUAUCAAAGGCCAAGCCCCAAAGAAAUGUGUCUUUUAUGACGCCAACUACAUUACAAAUAUUACAACUUCCGUUCUUUCGGUGAUGGGAAAACCGGCGUUAAUUAUUAGGGAUUACAUCGUUCUGAGUGACGAAACAAGCGAUAAAACCAAUGGUGUUAAAAAGUAUAAAUCUGAAACUCCUUCCACGACAGAAUUGAGAUUGAUGUUUCAUCCUCACAUGGUGAAUGACUUUAUAAACAUGUUGAAAGAAAUUUUUGGUGAAAAAUCAUCAUUUCACACAUUGGGUGAUUUUAAAAAUUUGGGAGAAAUUGAAGAUCCGACUUUCUACAUCCACAUUGUGGAAAAACAAUAAAAAGCUGGAUAUUGAAUUGUGAAUAAAA